Molecule: messenger RNA, 1968 nt
Organism: Nematolebias whitei (Rio pearlfish)
Lineage: Eukaryota; Metazoa; Chordata; Actinopteri; Cyprinodontiformes; Rivulidae
Gene: adgra1a
Product: adhesion G protein-coupled receptor A1a
Exons: 5
Coding region: 1-1968 (655 amino acids)
Biological process (GO): cell surface receptor signaling pathway; G protein-coupled receptor signaling pathway
Cellular component (GO): glutamatergic synapse; plasma membrane; postsynaptic density
Molecular function (GO): G protein-coupled receptor activity
Source: RefSeq, a predicted model, not a curated record
AUGUUUCAGGAUUUGAAGAAAGUGUUGUCCUUUCCCCCAUACCCCGGGGAUUACCUCCAUCCAGUGGUGUACGCCUGCACCGCAGUCAUGCUUCUUUGUCUUCUCGUCUCCAUUGUGACUUACAUUGUCCACCACAGAGUCAUCCAUAUCAACAGGAAUGGCUGGCACACACUGCUAAACUUCCUGUUUCACACAGGACUGACGUUUGGAGUUUUUGCUGGAGGCAUCAAUCAGAUCAACGUCACAUUUGUUUGUCAGAUUGUUGGCAUCAUUAUUCAUUAUGCUUCUCUGUCAACAAUGUUGUGGCUGACAUUUACUGUCAGAAACAUUUGUAAAGAUGUGUCCAAGGAUCCACUUCAGGCCCAUGAUAGGAAUGGACUGUCCCAGAAACACUACAAGCCAACCAUCCUGAGAUUUUAUCUGGUAUGUGACGGGAUCCCUCUGAUAAUUGUUGGAGUUACAGCAGUGUUUGAUCUGGAGAACUAUGGCAGCAGAGAUGAUGCGUUGUUUUGCUGGAUGGCAUGGGAGCCAAGCCUCGGAGGCUUUUAUGCUCCAGUGGGUCUUCUAGUCUUGAUCAUGUUCAUGUACUUCUUGUACACCUACAUCCAGUUGAAGCACCACCCGGAAAGGAGGUAUGAGUUGCGGGUUCGGUGUGAGGAUCAGUCUACUGAAGAUCGUUGUCACCCUAGCAGAGGAGGGGCUGCGGGAGCUGCUGGAGAAUGUCCACCAUUUUCUGCCGGCGUAUCAGUACUGGCUAAUGAACAGUCAUUCAAGUCCCAGCUAUGGGCCACGGCUUUUACCCUCUUCCUGUUGUUGUCUACGUGGGCUUUGGGAGCAUUAGCAGUGUCACUCGGAUAUUUCCUGGAUAUGGUGUUCAGCUGCCUGUAUGGAGCUUUUUGUGUGACUCUAGGACUUUUUCUUCUCAUUCAGCACUGUGCCAAACGUGAUGAUGUGUGGAAUAGUUGGUGGGCUUGUUGCCCAUCUAAAGCCAAGACAGAAGCUGGGAAUAUUGAGGGCCAGAGUCAGAAGCAGGAACCCCACCUGCCACACUGCCACUUGAGCUCACCUUGCUCAGGCAAGCAGCCCUUGCUUUCGUCCCAUCUUUUGCAGAGUUCAUUUGACAAAAUCACUCCGCCUCCUUUAAGCCCAACUCCAAGCAACAUGGGUUCAUGUUGUGUCACUGUCAUGAGUUCUGCAUCUCCCAUCCCACCUCUCAUUGAGCCGGUGUCCUCAUCACGUACACACACACUUUCAGAUGAGCUGCCUCGUCCAACUCUUCCUCUACAGAGCUGCCUUACUGACAGAGAAAAGUCACGCUCUUUUAUCCGCCCACGUCUUCAGGACUACCGUUCACACAUGAUUUCAUCCAGUAUGGAUGGAAGUGUGCACAGCACCCAAGUGGGCAGCCAACAGGCUUUACAGCACCCUGAUGAGCCAUCAAUGGUUUCCAACAGCCCACACCCAGAUCUCCAGCUUCCCAGUACCAGCCCUCACUUGGAUAAGCAGAUAGCUUCUUCCUACACUUUGCAAUGCCAAAUGUCUUGCCACAGUGUACAAGACUCAGAGACAUUCUACCUUAGUCAUGCCCAAAACGUGCAUGACAGCACAGCUUCCUGUCACAGUCCCCUUAUACGUUCUCAAGGGCCCCAUUACUGCCAGUGGCACAUGUACAGCUCCAGUCCUAAUGCAGCCUUCUGUGAGAAACCUGAUUCCCUAACCUUGCAGCAUCAGCAAGAUCACAACCCUUACAGCUGCAUGUCAACGACAGAAGACCAAAACAAGGAGAAUCACUAUCUAAAUGUGGAGCAGAGAGGCUUCCCAAGAAACACACUGCCUCGACAGCAAGCCACUGUCAGCCGCCGGGGAGCCAUUGGCCGAAACAGGAGUCUGCAAGAAGAUGGCUUGUUUGGGUCAGAUACCACAGGAAAUAUACGGACUGGCCCAUGGAAAAAUGAAACCACAGUAUAG